AUGAAGCUCAAGGAAUUCGAAAGCAUUCUUCAAGAUUGUGCAGUCUUUGAGAAGCCCAAGAUCCAGUAUGAGCAAUAUCCCACGACAGCCCAUUUAGCUGCACGAAUGAUCUACACGGCCGAUACGGUUUAUGACGAUAUCGAAGACAAGGCAGUGGGUGACUUUGGUAGUGGAUGUGGCAUAUUGAGUAUUGCGUCUUUUAUUCGUGGUGCAGGAUACUGCGUUGGCUUUGACAUUGAUCCCGAUGCUAUACGGAUAGCACGUGAGAAUGCCGAAGCGUUUGAGACCGAGAUUGACUUUGUAUGGACCGAUUUGGGUCAAGAGAAUGCACUCUUCGAUCGAUUCAAGGGACGUUUGGAUACCGUCAUUAUGAACCCGCCAUUUGGUACCAAGAAUAAGGGCAUUGAUAUGGUCUUUUUGAAAAAGGCAGUCGAGAUUGCCAAUAAGGCUGUGUAUUCAUUACAUAAAACCUCCACGCGAGAGCAUAUCAUGAAGAAGGCCAAGGAAUGGGGAGUCCAAUGCGAAGUUGUAGCUGAAAUGAAGUUCGAUGUCCCGAUGAUGUACAAGUUUCAUAAAAAGAAAUCAGUGGAUAUUGAAGUAGACUUUUUAAGAUUCAGUAAAUGA
Messenger RNA from Lichtheimia ornata, 624 nucleotides. RefSeq lists its product as uncharacterized. The record is from RefSeq and is a predicted model, not a curated record. NCBI's taxonomy places the organism in Eukaryota, Fungi, Mucoromycota, Mucoromycetes, Mucorales, Lichtheimiaceae. Gene Ontology annotation, biological process: rRNA methylation. Bases 1 to 624 code for a protein of 207 amino acids. Gene Ontology annotation, molecular function: nucleic acid binding; rRNA (adenine-N6-)-methyltransferase activity. The transcript is spliced from 6 exons.